GUUCAGCCCUCUCCAGAUGGCUCUUAUCUGGGCACAGGGAGUAAGAUCAACAGGCAGACAGGACACCCCACUGGGACGCCAGGUCUUCAUGCUCCCCAGCGGGAACUUGUCACCUUCUACAGACACAGAAAUAACAAACUUCUGAUAUGUAUUAAAGACACCUUCACCUUAGCUGUGCAGGAACUCCUCAGGAGCAGAGUCCUCCCCUGCCACAUCCAUCUGGGGAAGGAGAUGAUCAGUCAUUCACAGAGCUGCAUUCUGUCUCCCAGGCCACUGCAUGAGAAAACCAGCAGCUGACAUGUAUAGAGAUCACUCUGUGUCGGACAGUUCCAUGCUUGGUGUGUAGGUAGAAUCCUCACACCUAGGGGCUUCUUGACUGUACAUAUGCUCCAGAGUUGCUGACUGGAGCUCAUCUUCUGAGUGCUUAUGGUCACACUUCGAAGAAAUGGCAGAGAGUCAUUAGGAUUCAACUCAGAGUCCAAACUGGUAAUUAUUUGUUCUGGAGAUUUAUUAAGAACAUUUGGCUGGGAAGCGGUGGUGCAUGCUUUGAAUCCCAGCACUCAGGAGGCAAAGGCAGGUGGAUCUCCGAGUACUAGGACAUCUUUGUUUACAGAGUGAGUUCCAGGACAGCGAGGACUAUAUAGAGAAACCCUGACUUGAAAAACUGAGAGAGAGAGAGAGAGAGAGAGAGAGAGAGAGAGAGAGAGAGAGAAUAAGAGGAAGAGAAGGAGGCAGAGGUAAGGGGGACAAAGGGGAGAGAAAAGAAGAGAAAGAGACAAAGAAAAUGAAUGAAUAAUGAAUGAAUGAAAAAGAAGGUGAAUGAAUACUUGGCCAGCAGGGAAGAGGGCACUGAGAUAAACGAUCCUGUGCACGUGUGUCUGACAAUCAAGUGAGAUGCAGCUAUUACCCCUUAAUAAACCAAACAUGUGGACCAGGAGAGGAAAUUUUUUUAUAACUUCUGGAAAUGUUUAAUGUACCAGAAAGUUUGUAUUCUGAGACAGCCCCACUAUGGUUCGAAGAGUUCAGUUUUGCUUGAGAAGCAUCAGGACAGUGGGGACAGUGGGGACUAUGGGGAUGGUCUCAAGGGGGUGUGAGCUGGAGCUGAGUUCCAAUUAGACAAGUUAUAAUUGGGAUGAAUUGACAUCUUGUUGCCAGCUCAGGGUUGGUGGUUAAUGCUUCAUUACCAGUAUUUAUAAUGAAGAGUUUUCUCUUUUCUCCUCAGACUUUUGAUAUUUGCAAAUACACACACAAUGAAUAAGGCCAGCAUACUCCACACUAACACAAAUAUUAAAAUCACCUUGUUCUCUGAAAUGAGUGUUGGGAUCUCAGCCAACAGCAUCCUUUUUCUCUUCCAUCUCUGCAUGCUCAUUGGUGCACACAGGCCUAAGCCUAUUUAUUUCGUCAUUGGUUUCUUGUCCCUGACCCAACUACUGAUGCUGUUAACUAUGGGACUCAUAGCUGCAGACAUGUUUAUGUCUCAGGGGAGGUGGGACCCCACCACAUGCAAAUCCCUUUUCUAUCUACACAGGUUCUUGAGGGGCCUCUCCCUUUGUGCUGCCUGUCUGCUGAAUGUCCUCUGGACCAUCAUCCUCAGCCCUAGAAGCUGCUGUUUAAACAAGUUUAAACAUAAAUCUCCCCAUCACAUCUCGUGUGCCCUUUUUCUUUGCGUUCUCUACAUGUCUUUUAGCAGUUACCUCUUGGUAUCAAAUAGCGCCGUCUCCAAUUCGACCUCAGAUAAUUUUAUGUAUGUUACUCAGUCUUGCUCACUUCUACCCCUGAGUUACUCGAGACAAAGCACAUUUUCCACACUGUUUGUCUUCAGGGAAGCCUUUCUUAUCAGUCUCAUGGCCCUCUCCAGUGGGUACAUGGUGGCUCUCUUGUGCAGGCACAUGAAGCAGGCCUGGCAUCUUCACAGCACCAGCCUUUCUCCAAAAGCAUCUCCAGAGCAAAGGGCCACCUGGACCAUCCUGCUGCUCAUGAGCUUCUUUGUGUUUCUCUGCAUUUUGGAGACUGUUAUCUUGCAAACAAGAAUGAAGUUCAAAGAUGGCUUACUAUUCUACUUUAUUCAUAUUCUUGUGUCCCAUAGCUAUGCCACAGUCAGUCCUCUUGUGUUUAUUUGCACUGAAAAGCAUAUAAUUAAAAUUUUUAGGUCAGUGUGGGACAGGAAAGUAAAUAUGUGAUUAUUCAGGAAUGGGUAUGAUCCCUUAA
This is a messenger RNA of Meriones unguiculatus (Mongolian gerbil), 2208 nucleotides long. RefSeq names its product vomeronasal type-1 receptor 44-like. The coding region runs from base 1251 to 2180 and encodes 309 amino acids. Gene Ontology annotation, molecular function: pheromone receptor activity. Lineage: Eukaryota; Metazoa; Chordata; Mammalia; Rodentia; Muridae. Gene Ontology annotation, cellular component: membrane. The transcript has 2 exons. Gene Ontology annotation, biological process: G protein-coupled receptor signaling pathway. The record is from RefSeq and is a predicted model, not a curated record.